UAACUGCAACGUCACGCAUGAGCCAAUUUCAAUUGCGACGCAGCUUCAGGCCGAACGCGGAGGAUUUUCGGAUUUGGACACGUCGAGUAUGAGCGGUAAGCUUGAAUACCUGGAAAAGUAUUCGAUAGCACCUUCGCCCAGCAGAGAUUACUACGGGUUAAGAGUGUCCAACGACCAGGUGACACUCUAUCUCUGGCGCAUCUCGCAUGGUCCUCACAAAACGCCCAUCGUACGAACCUCCGGUUUCGCCGAUUUCAAGCAAGAUCUGCGGCUGCAGGACGAAAUUCAACGUAUUUUUGGUGAAUAUUUGUUAAAGCACGUGGAAAACAUCACUUCCGGGAAAAAUACAUUAGUGACGUUACCGAAGUGUUUGAUCAGUAAAUUAAUAAAAUACCUCACGGUACAAGAUAUUACCAAAUUGACGUCCCUUUCUCGCAUCUGUAAGGAGGUAUUCGAUGACAAUUCUGUGUGGGAAACGUUGUACAAGAAAUACACGCCAGUAAUAAGAUACAAGCACGAAAAGUUCCACACUAUCGCAUGCAACUGGAAACAAUUAUUUCAACUAGCUCAGAUACAGGGAUUAAUGAACGAGCAAAAAAUGCUUCGAGCCCGAACGAACGUAAGACAGAAAUCAGCGAAUCCAAAGAUCGAAUCUUCGGCUAGGGCAAAUACAAGAAUGGAGAACCCUAUGAAACUCUCCAUUUCGAAUACUAAAAUAUCCUCGAAAGUCAUUCCACUCGAGAACCCAGCGACGAAGAAAGCAACGGAAAUCCCUCGCAGGAGAAACCCUCAGAGUUCAGUCUCGAGGAAAUUGUCCGAUAAUCGUCUGAACGAGUCCACGAUCGACGGAGAGAAGGUAACGUCAGACAAGAAGACACCCGUCCUAAAAUCGCUACAGGUAACCGGGCAGAAGAAUAUAAAAUCGCUGAAAGAACAGUCGAUCGUACGAAAAAUUGAGCCAAAGCGCGAAGUGGACAGCAAGGAUUCGAUCGGUACCAAAGUUGCGGAAACAAAGGUGAACAAAAUUCAGAGUAAAGCUAAAAGGAUCGACGCGAAGUCUAGCAACGUGAGCAUCAAGAUGGUGGACGAUAAGAUGGCGAACGUUAAAACGAAAAGUUUAGUUCCGACGAAGGUCAGCAGGACCGAGAAACCAGCGCCUCGUUCGAUUCAAGGGGACCAAGGUAAAGCUAAAUCGAAAGGCAAAACGAAGAAAAUCGGUCACAGCAAGUCAACAAUCCUGAGCACGAGCACAGAUAUUCUGAACGAUCGUUCUCCCGUGAAGGACGACAGCUUCGACCUGGCUGACUUGAUCGAGGCCAGCUUGAAGAACAUUCGUAGUCCGAGAAGCAUAUUCGAUUACGACUUCAGCUGCAUCGAGAAGCCAAAGUCAUGCGGUGGCGACACCAGCGCGCAGGAUAUCACUCGCAAGAUGGCGGACCAUCCGAGGGCUCUGAAGAGCGGGCAUGCCAAGGCGACUCUCGAUCGAUUGUCCGAGAAAUCUGAACCCCUUACCGCGAAAUCGAUAGAUUCCGUGAACAGAAGCGAACUGUCGCGUGGAUCUGUCACGCCUAAGUAUCCAAGAACGUUUAAUACGCAGUUGAAAAAGUCGACGGAAUUGAAUAAAAAUCGAUGCAACGUUACGGUACCGGAGGAGAAGGUGGACCUCUUUGAGAGAUACGGGAUUUACAGCAAAUAUCCAACGCCAAGAAUGCCCGAUAGCAUGGAAGCGAGGAAGCCUGUUCCACGGAAGGAAGUCGAUAAGAUGGCCUUGUUACGUUCGUUGGGAACGAAAACCUUGCACGGGAAGACCGUUGCUCCUAACAAUGCUGAGACCAUUCGAUAUGACUUGGGGAAGACGAUGAAUAACGUUUAUAAAUAUUUGUAAAUGUACAGUUGUUCCUUUUAAAUUGCAAUAAUUGUACGAUUGUGUUAGUGGUCGUUAUACACAUCGAGCGUAAGCACCGACAGCGUAUCAUGGAGACAAUACUUAAUUUUUGUAAGUUCAUCGCUUAAUAAAAUGAUUCUUCUGUAGUUUCGAAGAGUAUGUCAAGGCAGAGUAAUCGAGAAGAUUAAUUAACGAGGCUGUCUACUGAUUUAGAAAAUUAAAAUUUCGAAAUCUCGAGGAACUCGAA
This is a messenger RNA of Eufriesea mexicana, 2132 nucleotides long. RefSeq lists its product as uncharacterized. The transcript is spliced from 5 exons. Lineage: Eukaryota; Metazoa; Arthropoda; Insecta; Hymenoptera; Apidae. The record is from RefSeq and is a predicted model, not a curated record. Bases 89 to 1885 code for a protein of 598 amino acids. Gene Ontology annotation, molecular function: protein binding.